This is a messenger RNA of Papaver somniferum (opium poppy), 792 nucleotides long. Its product is annotated as F-box protein At3g07870-like. Bases 1 to 792 code for a protein of 263 amino acids. Lineage: Eukaryota; Viridiplantae; Streptophyta; Magnoliopsida; Ranunculales; Papaveraceae. The transcript has a single exon. The record is from RefSeq and is a predicted model, not a curated record.
AUGGAGUACAUGAGUCUUCCAAAAAUAAACAACAAUUAUAUAGCUAAAAUUGGUCAGACAGGUAUCGUAGUUAGCGGAUUUGGUUAUCUUCCAUCAAGGAACGAGUACAAAGUUGUAAGAAUCUUGCAUCCGUACAGGCUACGUAACCCAAACGAUACUACGGGUAGGGUUGAAGUAUGCACUCUUGGCAAGGGCACUAGCAGUGGGUGGAGAGACGCAGGAGUUAUCACUGAUUCAUUAUAUCUGCAUGGCACCCAUGUGAAUGGAGUGCUUUACUGGAAAGACGACAAGAACGAAAAGAUUGUCUGCUUGGAUCUGGAAGAUGAAGUGUUCAGAGUAGUCCCACCACCACCGUGUAUCCGUCCCGAGAAACAAGAUAUAGAUAUGUUGUAUAGACUCGUUAACUUUGGAGGGAAUUUGGGUUUCAUUGAUCAUGUUUGGUAUGGCCAUGUAGACGUAUGGACGUUCAAAAAGAAUAGACUAAAGGGGACGAACGACAAUUUCAACAUGAGCGGACAUGAUUACUACCAUAACUGGAGUUGGAAUAAGGAGGUCACCAUAGAGUGGGUAGAGGACACUCACGCCUGUCACUUCUAUGAACCGUUCGCUCUCACCAAAAGCAAUGAAGUGUUAGUGUGGUGCGACAAAUCAAUUCCUCGGUGUUACGACCCGAAAACUAGAAGUUUUACUCAACUCAUUGUUGAUGAUGAUCUUAAAUUUGAGACCUUUGGAGGGAUUCCACACAUAAAAAGCAAAGUUUCGAUGAAAGAUUUUGGGUUUAUAUCAAAUUAA